UCCCAGCGGGGGCACGGCGAGUUUACAACUAAAAGGGCGAGGAGGAGACCACGGCUGAGAAAGUCGUCCCAGGUUUCCUACAGGAGCCCCUCGGUGACGCCUCAUUGGUGGAGAUGCCGGCCGAGGAAGAACGGGAAAAACUGUCCCACGUCAUCAGACAGUGGAACCACAACAGACUGGACUUGUUUGAGAUAAGCCAACCGGACAAGAACCUGGUGUUUCACGGAGUGAUGCGCUUCUACCUUGAAGAUCCCUCCGGAGGGAACGUGGCCACCAAGUGCCUUCGUUUUUGCAGCAACGCCUCCACCCGUGAGGUAGUCCAAGCUCUCUGGGAGAAGUUCCGGCCUGAUCUGAAAAUGCUGAGUGACGGCUACUGUCUCUACGAGAUACACGCCGAUACAGAACGUAAACUGGGCCUGGAUGAAAGACCUUUGGAGGUUCAGCUGAACUGGAACUCUGACAACAGAGAAGGACGUUUCGUGCUCAAGCAGAGCAAGGAGAGCAACCAUAAUAAAGAGAAGGGGGGCAUGAUCCAGACCUUCAAGAGGACUCUGUCAAGAAAAGAGAAGCAGAAAAAGAAAGUGCCUGACGGGCCUGCGGAGGACGGGUCCAAUGGAAACCCAGCAAACGGUGGACCAGAAGGACCAGAAGAAUCUGCAGUAAAUAAAUGGAAGGGAGAUGCUCCUGCCAGAAAGAACACAGAAUGUCCUGAGCCAGCCUUCGUCAACCAGCUGGGAUUACCACUUGGAAUUAUGAUCACUGACCACCUGGAGGAAGCCUUCCUGUCCGCGGUCAUCAACUACGCCAACAUCUCCACCGUUCACUUCAAGCUCUCGCCGGCGUACGCCCUGUACGCCGCGGGUCGCUCCGCACUGCAAGGCCCCGCUUCCUCAUCGCACAAUGUGACCUCCAUCGCCGACAAAAUGGCUGCCAUGACCGGCAAGAUUAUCCAGGCAAGUGAACGAUGAGCGUCACACCGCUGCGUCCAGUCAUGUGACAUUGGAAAGAUCUUUCAGAGGCAGCGAGGCAUCGCCGGCGCUCUCGCCUUCUGGUUGGCCAACACGUCUGAGCUGCUGAACUUCUUCAGAAAUGACGCCGACCUCAGCGGGCUCACGCAGCAAAGUCAGCUGGACCUGUCCCACCUGGUGCACCAGGCUUACAGCCAGCUGAUUGGGUGUCUCCAAAGUGAGCUUGAGAAGCACCUGCCAAGGUUCUUCAUGGAUCCUGAGCAACACGGUCUUCUGCCUGCCGGGAUAGAGAUGGUCUUGAACACCUUGCUGAGCACCAUGUCGCUGCUACGCCGCUACCGGGUCAACCCCGCCCUCGCCAUUCAGCUCUUCUCCCAGCUCUUCCACUUCAUCAGCUCUUGGCUCUUCAACCGCCUCAUGAACCCCGACGCCGAUGUAGCCGCCCCUGGCGUGUGCUCACACUACUGGGGGGCGGCCCUCCGCCAGAGGCUGACGGGCAUCGAAGCCUGGGCGGAGAGGCAGGGCCUGGAGAUGGCUGCCGACUGCCACUUGGGCCACAUUAUCCAGGCAACCACGCUACUGACCAUGAAGAAGUACACGACGCAAGACGCCGCAGCGAUCCACAACACGUGCUUCAAGCUGAACUCACUGCAGAUGAAAGCCUUGCUAGCAGGGUACUUCUACGCCACCGAUGAGCCCGCCAUCCCCGCUGAUUUGAUCGAUGCCGUGGUGAUGGCCGCCAAGGCGUCUGCGGACCGAGAGAUUGAGCGAGAAGGACGAGACAUCGAGCUAGAGGAGAGCCUUCAUCUCCGCCUGCCCUUCCUGCUGCCGGAGGGAGGAUACUCCUGCUCCAACGUGAGAGGAACCCCUCCCGGCUUUCGGGAAUUUCUGGAACCCAUUUGCCACCGAGGUCUGUGCUGCUUCACCUCUCAGCACAACCCGCAAGGUGACUGGACUAUCUUCUUUACGGACACCACGACAUCCGCUGGACUUCCAGACACGGAAAGCCAGCAAGAGCCGGAGGGUCUAACGGUCACCCUGAGGAAGCCCCUAAACUGCAGCAUGGGGGUCAGCAUCGUGGCAGCCAAGGGGGCGGGCCAGGACCACCUUGGGAUUUACAUUAAAUCCGUAGUCGAGGGAGGACCGGCGGCCAUGAGCGGUCAGCUGACGGCGGGGGAUCAGCUGCUCAGCGUGGACGGACGCAGCCUGCUGGGCCUCAGCCAAGAGAGGGCGGCGGCCAUCAUGACACAAACUGGCCCUGCUGUCUCUUUAAAAGUUGCAAAGUUUGCCGCACGCCACCACGGUCUUGGGGCUCUGCUGUGUGGUCCCACCGCUGCCAGGAUUUCAGGGGAGGGUGGCAGCCACGUCACGGCCAACCGCGAUGCCGAGGAUCCAGGUCAACCGUGGAGUCGUCGGGGACGGGGCAGCAAAAUGGAGCAGAUCAUGCAGAAGAACCGUCAGUUUUAUCGCUCCAAUCCCAACAUGACCAAUUACGCCUCGGAGGAUGGAGAUGAUGGAGAUGUGCGCGGGAAUAAGUCUGCUGCUAAUCUUUGCACCCAUAUGCUCCGCAGGGAAUAUUUCACCCUCCCAGCCCCCAAAUCUCAGGACCAGAGCAGCCGACCCCAGCAAAUGUUCCAAGUGUGCUUGAGGCCUUUAGGAGGACACAGCUCCGUUAUCAAAAGGACCUUCAUGUGUUGGCUAAUAAGAAAAACUAUUGCAAGCUGCAAAUGGCCCCUGGGCCUCCUUUUGGACACCCCUGCACGAACCAAAGCACGUCCAGCUCUCUCACAGGAGAACUUGUGUGUGGACACAGGAGGCCCCCUGCUGGACACAAGUCAGAACCGGAGUGCAAAGCUAAGCACGGAUUACCACCAUCACCUGCCGAUCCGCCCCGGCUUCUCCUCCCAAGACAUCUUCUCUGACAAACCCAGUGCGCACCAGGGCACCUGCGCCGGAGUGUGGAGAACUCCAUUUUCCCAACAAGCCACACCAACGCCUUCCAUCCAGCCUAUACGCAUAGACAUCCCUGUCACCAGGUCCCCCGGUGUCGGGGCCAAUCCUCCGCUCACCACAUUCCAGCAGAGCGCCAGUCAAACCCUCCGAGUGAACGGACACAUCCAGAACUCCACGCGUCCCACGGCUGCUGCUAAGAAUCUCCCUCUGUUAGCAAAACCCCAAGUGAGCAUCACCCCCACCAAGCACGUUUCCUUCCAAGAACCUCCCGCCCAACAGCAACCGACCGGGCCAGCAGACCUCCAGGAGCAUACACAGGCCAGGGAGAAGCUGAAGGAGAGACCGAGGUCACAAGAGCUGGAGCCCCUGGAGCAGGAGGCUAAAGAGGAGGAGACCCGACGACAUCGCAACCUGAGCCUGGAAUGGCGGUUUCAGAAGAGGCUGAGGGAGAUUCAGCAACGACGAGAUGAUGAAGAUGAUGAAGAAGACAUGGAUAUGAUGGUGAUGAUACAGCAGCUGGACACAAGAGCUCAGAACGACAGAACCAUGCUGGGAAAUGCGGAGAGCAAUUUUAAAGCGCAGACAAAAAGCGUUCCCGCCCCAAAGCGUGAGAAAAAAGAUCACACACCAAGUGGAUGCCUUCAAGGUCCCCCGGAGUUUAGAAAGUGCCAGGACGAGAAAACACGGAGGGUGUCGGCUCCAGAGAAGCUGACGUUCAAGGAGCGCCAGCGUCUGUUUUCUCCGCCAUCUAGUGCAUGAACCGAGCUGGACGCUUGGACAACUUGUGUUGAAUCAAAUGUACAAUUUCACAGUCUAAAAUGAUGGCAUUAUGCUGAGUAGCAGCAAACACUUGAUGUUAGUAUCAUUAGUAGCAGGGGUGUCCAAAGCAAAAUAGAAAAAAAUGGCCAUUUUGCCAAGAAUAAAGACAAAAAUUAUGAAGAAAAAAGUUGGAAAACUGGAAAGUACCAGAAAGUUAGCCAGGUUACCAGAAAGUUAACCGGACCAGAAACUUAGCCGAGGAAGCUAGCUUACCACUUCCACACGGAAUGCGAGGGGAACCUUUUUUUACCCACCCACUCGUCGGCCAUGCCAUGACUCCAUGAAGUGUUAAGGUAAUGUAAUGUAAGGUAAUGUCUCAUUCAUUCAUUUUCUACCGCUUAUCCUCAUGAGGGUCGCGGGGGUGCUGGAGCCUAUCCCAGCUGUCUUGGGGCAAGAGGCGAGGUACACCCUGGACUGGUGGCCAGCCAAUCCCAGGGCACAUAUAGACAAACAACCAUUCACACUCACAUUCAUACCUAUGGACAAUUUGGAGUGGCUAAUUAACCUAGCAUGUUUUUGGAAUGUGGGAGGAAACCGGAGUACCCGGAGAAAACCCACGCAUGCACGGGGAGAACAUGCAAACUCCACACAGAGAUGGCCGAGGGUGGGAUUGAACUGCAGUCUCCUAGCUGUGAGGUCUGAGCGCUAACCACUCGACCGCUGUGCAGCUUGGUCAUGUCUCAAUGUUGUGUCAUUACUGCCACCUAGUGACGAGAAUAUUAAAUAACACUUGUGUUUCUAUAUGUUUUGAAUAAUAGAAGAUCAUAGGUCAGACUGCAAAACUGCGAGGGACAAAAAUGCUGCAAAUUUGCAUCCUUUCAUUUUUCAGGAAGACCUUUGGACCCCCCUGCCUUGUACAGAAAGUUCACCUUUUUGAUGUAGUCUCGUACACCUUAUGAUUAAAAAUGUGUUUUCAACAUCAUCACCUAUUUGACGCGUUGAUAAAAUUGCACCACCGCCUUCUCCUGCUCGUGGGUUUCUAUGGAGCCCUUGCGGAGUCUGCGGAUCUCGUCGAUGGCCUCAAUGCCGGACAUCUUCCUGGUCUUGACCAGGUAGCAGGCCAGCAUGGUCCCAGUUCUGCCAUGGCCGUGCAUGCAGUGGACGGCCACGCCCUGGCCGGGAAUAACGUACGUUAGUGAUGGAUUAUGUGACAGCACAAACGCCAGCGGGAAUCUUGACGGGAAGACGCUGGGAAUGGCUCACUUUGGAGCGCCAUCGGACACACACGCCCCCCCAAACUAUUUAAUGGUGUAUUGGUGAAACAAGGCGCUGUUGGUCCAGUCCCAACAUAUUGCCGUGACAACGAAAUAUCAGGUUUUGGGCUGUAAUAUCCAGCCUAAAGCGCUGGCAAGGAAAUAAAACCAUAAUAAUGACAUUUAUUAUAAUCAAAUAAUAAAAACGAUGUA
Doryrhamphus excisus (bluestripe pipefish) is the source of this 5146-nucleotide messenger RNA. The record is from RefSeq and is a predicted model, not a curated record. NCBI's taxonomy places the organism in Eukaryota, Metazoa, Chordata, Actinopteri, Syngnathiformes, Syngnathidae.